Molecule: messenger RNA, 498 nt
Organism: Phytophthora infestans T30-4
Lineage: Eukaryota; Oomycota; Peronosporomycetes; Peronosporales; Peronosporaceae
Product: elicitin-like protein
Exons: 1
Coding region: 1-498 (165 amino acids)
Cellular component (GO): extracellular region
Source: RefSeq, a predicted model, not a curated record
AUGAAGUCUUUUGUUGCCGCCAUCGCCAUCGCCGCGCUCGCCUCUGAGGCCUCUGCUGCCACCUGUGGAAGCAGCGUCUUGUCCGCUCUACUCACGAACGCCAACAUCCAACAGUGCGGCACGGACUCGGGCUACGCUUUCACGGCCGCUGAGAUCCCGGACCAGGCCACCAUCGACAAGAUGUGCGCCUCGACCGCCUGCAACACCCUGCUCGCUGACGUGCAGGCCAUGAACCUGGAGGAGUGCCAGCUGCCGGUUGGUCCCGGCAUCAACCUGAAGGCCGACCUGGUGGACUACGUGCCGGCCAACUGCCCAUCGACGGCCGCACCCAGCCCGGACUCGCCUGCCACAGAGGCGCCUACCCCGGCCACGGAGGCCCCCAGCCUGGACUCUCCUGCCACGGACGCACCGGUUGUUGACACCCCGACGACGCCGGACAACUCGACGAACCAGGCCGAUCCCACUGCCGCGCCGACCAAGACCCCCAUCGCUUGCUAA